AUGGCAGCGGCCAAAAGAUCGGCUCCUGAGCCAGCAACUAGCUCACGCCGUCGCUCGGGACGCCUAUCGAGCACGCCCAAGAAAAGCAAUUACUUCGAAGAUCACACAGAUACGGAGAAAGAUGAGGCGGAACUUGAACGGCCGAGGAAGCACGAGAACGACAAUUCGGCAGAGGAUGGAGAGGCCUCUGAGGAAGAAUACAAAGAGACAGACGGCGGUGACGCGGAGCAGGAAGAUGAAGAUGACGAUAAUGAGGUCGACGAGGAUGCGCCCAUGAAAGUGACAAUCAUCCCACUCGAGCAGCUCCGCGACGAGGGAGGUGUCGCAUACGAUGAUCAAAGGGUCCACAAGAACACAUGCCACUUUCUCUCGGAUCUCAAAGCGAACAACAAGCGAGCUUGGUUAAAAUCACACGACGGCGAAUAUCGGCGCGCACUGAAAGACUGGAACACCUUUGUCGAGGCCACCACCAUGACCGUCAUUGAAAUUGACGAGACGAUCCCAGAGCUGCCCGUCAAGGACGUCAGCUUCCGCAUCCACCGCGACAUCCGCUUCAGCAAGGACCCGACGCCCUACAAGCCACACUUCUCCGCGGCAUGGUCGCGCACGGGCCGCAAGGGGCCGUACGCGUGCUACUACAUCCAUCUCGAGCCGAAGCAUAGCUUCAUCGGGGGCGGUCUGUGGUGUCCGGAGAAGGACAGUCUCGCACGACUCAGGCGAAGCAUCGAUGCGAGACCGGCUCAGUGGCGGCGCGUGCUGGAGAAUCCGACCUUUAAGAACGUUUUCUUCCCCAAGGUCAAGGCAGGCAAGGGCAAGGAAGAUGCCCUGGUAGAUGCGUUCUUUGAGAAGAACAAGGAGUAUGCCCUCAAGAAGAGGCCACAGGGUUACGAGAUCACACAUCGCGACAUCAAGCUCCUCCGGCUGAAGAGCUUCACAGUGGGCAAGAAGAUUGACGAGUCCAUGCUCUUGGCAGACAAUGCGCAGGAACAGAUUGGGGACGUGAUCAGAGGCCUCGCCCCCUUUGUUGAGUUUUUGAAUACCAUUGUCAUGCCAGACCCUGGCGCCGACAGUAGCGGUAGCGACGAAGAUGGCGACCAGGAGGAGGAGGGGGAGGAGGAGGACGAACAAUGA
Messenger RNA from Emericellopsis atlantica, 1131 nucleotides. RefSeq lists its product as uncharacterized. The transcript is spliced from 4 exons. NCBI's taxonomy places the organism in Eukaryota, Fungi, Ascomycota, Sordariomycetes, Hypocreales, Bionectriaceae. The record is from RefSeq and is a predicted model, not a curated record. The coding region runs from base 1 to 1131 and encodes 376 amino acids.